AUGUCGGGAGUCACGAACAUCAAAAACGAAGAAGCGGAGUUGUUGGACGAUUCAAGGUUGACAGAGCUGCCUCACGAGCCUCUCUCUCAUGGCCGCAACUUAUUGCAGUUGGAUUGUGGAAGCGGAGAAGACGAGUCGAUCGUCAAUGGCAGUGAGAACGGCGUCGAAGAUGGAAACAGCAUGGACGUCGAAGAACCUGACGUGAAUUCCGAGACAUGCUGGGCAUCGGACAAUAACAACGACGACGGGAAUAUCGGCAACGUGCUACUAGACUCCACAGAAGCUCUGCUGGUAGCCAGACAGCACGAACAGCGGCAGGAAGACCACAAGGAUCUGGACGAAGAAGACGCCAAAAAAGACGAUGAUGACGUUGAUUUUGAUAAGGAACCAAAGGAAACAGCAGAAGAGCUAGAAGACAUUGACAGUAUCCAGAAUGACUCUGUCAGCACUGUGAACAGUGCCGAAGACCGUGAGGCCGCCAUUCGAGAAGGAUUUUUUGUCUUCUUUUUUGGGUACCUUUCAGACUCUAUUGGUUGUGGCGCCUUUGAUCAGCUCAUGGCUUCACUGAUGGCGCUCAUGGCACCCAUCAUGGCCAUGGGGACCAAAUUGCUAAAAAAAGUUAAAGGAGAGGAUGACAAUGGACAAGAGGAUGCAGUUCAAGAGAUCAUUGAUAAUGUGCAAGGCACUGGAGCCAAUCCAUUCACUUCUGGUGGUGGCGGUGGAGGUGGAGGCGGCCCUCCUCCUGGGGUGGCCGAAAUGGCAACAGCCGCAUCCCAGGGAGCUGCCAGUGCGGGGGCGGCGGGAACUGCCACUGCGGGAGCAGCUGCUGCUGGAGGUACGUGUGCAAAUUGA
This is a messenger RNA of Seminavis robusta, 852 nucleotides long. The record is from the annotation of a GenBank genome assembly. Lineage: Eukaryota; Bacillariophyta; Bacillariophyceae; Naviculales; Naviculaceae.